This is a messenger RNA of Miscanthus lutarioriparius, 732 nucleotides long. The record is from the annotation of a GenBank genome assembly. Lineage: Eukaryota; Viridiplantae; Streptophyta; Magnoliopsida; Poales; Poaceae.
AUGUCCGGUGCCGAUCCCCAUGCCAUUCCGCAAGCUAGAGGACAUCGUGCGGCGGUUCGAGCGCACGGCGGUCAAAGAAUGCUUCUUCACCUUCCCGCGGCGAGCGUCAAGAAGCUCAAGGCGCGGGCCAACGGCGAGAUGGCCUGCAGCGCCACGGCCACCAUCUCGUCGCUCCAGGCGGUCCUGGCGCACUUCUGGCGCGCCGUGUGCCGAGCCCGGCGCCUCCCUCCUGAGCACGGCACGCUCUACUCGGUGGUGGUCGGGUGCCGCGGCCGCAUGAACGGCAUACCGCCGGGUUACGUCGGCAACGCCUUGGUGUUCGGCAAGGCGGAGGCCACCGCCGGCGAGAUCGAGGAGAAGGGGCUGGGCUGGACGGCGUGGCUGCUGAACCGCGCCGUGGCGUCGUUCGACGAGGCGACCAUGAGGGAGUCGCUGGAGCGGUGGGUCCGGGAGCCGGACUUCACGUACAUGGACAACCUGUCCUCUGCCGGCACGGCGCUGGUGACCGGGAGCUCGCCGAGGUUCGACGUGUUCGGGAACGACUUCGGGUGGGGGAAGCCGCUGGCCGUCCGGAGCGGCUCCGGGAACAAGGCCGACGGCAAGGCCACGGUGUUCGAGGGGCCAGAGCGGGGAGGGAGUAUAUCGCUAGAGGUGUGCAUCGCGCCGGACGCGCUCGAGAGGCUCGUCGCCGACCAGGAGUUCAUGGACUCGGUGAGCACGCCGGCGGCGUGA